GCGGCUCGGAGCGGAGGGGUAAUGGCGGCCGGGCGCUGCGGCGGGAUAACGGCGGCUGGAGAGGGCUGAGGGGAGAAACGGCGGCGAGAGGGGGAGGAGGAAGGCUCGGAGAGGAUGGGAAUCCACGGCUUGGCCAAGCUGAUCGCCGACGUGGCGCCCAGCGCCAUCCGGGAGAACGACAUCAAGUCGUACUUUGGGCGGAAGGUGGCCAUCGAUGCCUCCAUGAGCAUCUACCAGUUCCUGAUUGCCGUGCGGCAGGGCGCCGAGGUGCUGCACAACGAGGAGGGCGAGACCACCAGCCACCUGAUGGGCAUGUUCUACCGCACCAUCCGCAUGGUGGAGAACGGCAUCAAGCCCGUCUACGUGUUCGAUGGCAAACCGCCGCAGCUCAAAUCCGGGGAGCUGGCCAAGAGGACGGAGCGGCGGGCCGAGGCUGAGAAGCACCUGCAGGAGGCUCAGGAGGCCGGCGAGGAGAGCGGCAUCGAGAAGUUCAGCAAGAGGCUGGUGAAAGUGACCCAGCAGCACACCGACGAGUGCAAGAAGCUGCUGACGCUGAUGGGCAUCCCCUACGUGGAGGCGCCGGGGGAGGCGGAAGCGAGCUGUGCUACGCUGGUGAAGGCGGGGAAGGUGUACGCGGCCGCCACGGAGGACAUGGAUUGCCUGACCUUUGGGAGCCCCGUGCUGAUGCGGCACCUCACCGCCAGCGAGACAAAGAAGCUGCCCAUCCAGGAGUUCCACCUGAACCGCAUCCUGCAGGACCUGGGGCUGACCUGGGAGCAGUUUGUGGAUCUGUGCAUCCUCCUGGGCUGCGACUACUGCGAGAGCAUCCGCGGCAUCGGGCCCAAGCGGGCCGUCGAGCUCAUCAAGCAGCACAAAACCAUUGAGGAGAUCAUCCAGCACAUCGACACCAAGAAGUACCCCUUGCCUGAGAACUGGUUGCACAAAGAGGCCCAGAAGCUCUUCCUAGAGCCCGAUGUCGUCAACCCCGAUGACGUUGAGCUGAAGUGGACGGAGCCAAACGAGGAGGAGCUCGUACAGUUCAUGUGUGGGGAGAAGCAAUUCAACGAGGAGCGUAUCCGCAACGGGGUCAAGAGGCUGAGUAAGAGCCGCCAGGGCAGCACGCAGGGCCGGCUGGAUGACUUCUUCAAGGUGACGGGCUCCAUCACGUCGGCCAAGCGCAAGGAGCCCGAAACCAAGGGGUCGGCCAAGAAGAAAGCCAAGACCAACAGCGCCGCGGCCAAGUUCAAAAAGGGGAAAUAACCGGACCGGCCAAGCGCAAACCCCUAAAACAAUUAGUUUUUAUGCUCAGCUGGGAACUGUAGGCUAAUAAUAAGUAGUCGUUUUUCUGUUCUGCACGUUACUGCUGCGAGGGGUGCUGUGUGCGUUGGUGUCCGAGUCCUUCCAACAUGGCUAGGCUAGCGAGAGAGAUGCCAACCUGCUUCUGCAGCAGCUGUAAUGCCCAAGGGAGGCAAGAAGGCUGGCAGAAGGUGGUGGGUGAGGAAAGAAGGGGCUUCAGCCGUUCAGCUGCGGCAUUUGUCGGUCGGAGACUUUUGACAGUGAGGGUGCAGAAACUGGAUGUCACAGCUAGUCAAAUGCCCCUCUGGUUUAAGCAAUAAAAAGUGGGACAGCUAGAGAGCAAAGCAGGCGCCAGUUUGGAGAUUUCUCCCUCCUGCAGCUCAUCCGUGAAGAGGCCAGAUGCAAACAGCAGGGGCGGAAAAGGGAGGGGGGUGAAUAGAGGGCAGGGUGCAGUGGGGAGGAGAGUGGAAUAACGAGGUAAGUUGCUCCCUUUAGUGAGGACCUUGAGUGUAGGUUUCCUGCUGUUUUUCUGUUUGCUCUUUGUUUAAAAAAGGAAAGUAUUCUGGAUUCAGAAGAGCUGGCUUACUCUUAGUGCGUAUAAACCAAGGACAAGUUGAGCUAAACCUGCAGCACUCCAGCCCCAAUCGUCCUGCUAGGCUCUGUUUUAUGUUUAACAAGAAAAAUGGCAAUAAAACUGACCAGUCAAUAAAACUCACCCCUUGCUUUCUUGAGACAUCCUCCCAUGUUGUACACACAGGUCCCUGGAUGAGGGAAAAAAUACAAGACGCGACCUUUUUAAAUUAUUAUUUUGUUCUGUACUUUGCAUAACCUGUUACUUGUCAGAGUGACGUGCUUUUCUGUUGUUGUUUUAGUUUUUUUUUAAAGAAUAAAAUGCAUACGCAAAUA
Messenger RNA from Numida meleagris (helmeted guineafowl), 2202 nucleotides. It is a transcript of the gene FEN1, whose product is annotated as flap structure-specific endonuclease 1. Gene Ontology annotation, cellular component: nucleus. The transcript has 2 exons. The coding region runs from base 115 to 1260 and encodes 381 amino acids. NCBI's taxonomy places the organism in Eukaryota, Metazoa, Chordata, Aves, Galliformes, Numididae. Gene Ontology annotation, molecular function: manganese ion binding; magnesium ion binding; DNA binding. The record is from RefSeq and is a predicted model, not a curated record.